UUGACCGAAUCAGUUGUUAAAGCAGAAUCGAAAGGCAAUAAAAGCUCAGCUCAGCUGAGAGAGAUGGUGAAUAGACCUUAUUUGUUCUUCGGGCUUAGAUAUUGUAAGCCUUGAAGUGCGUCUUUUGCCUGAGUAAAAUUUCACGAUCCACCGCUUAUAUAUUAAGAUUACAUAGAGUUCUCCCAGUUGCAAGGGUAGCAAAAUAAUAUCUAGUGUGCAAAAGAGAAAAGAACGGCGCUACAUCGCUAGGGCUGGAACCUGCUUUCGAUUUCGCGACGUUGCUACGUGUUACUUUGUCGUCUGCAACGUUGUGUGUACAUUACGAUAUACAACCGCGGUCGUACAUAUAUAGCACGCAAGCGUGCGGGGAAACUUGCUGGCGAGAAAGCAUCAGCAGGAUCCUCGCCUUGACGAGGGCGCAGCCAAAAUUCGUAGAAAAAUGUCUAAAAUCGAAGAAGCGAACGCCCACAUCAGAAACGCGGAAAAAGGUUUGAAGACGACCUUGCUCAAAUGGAGGCCCGACUUCGAGGUCGCCGCGGACGAGUACACGGCAGCAGCAACUUGCUUUCGUAUUGUUAAAAAUUAUCAACAAUGCAAGGAUUGCCUUAUCAAAUCUGCUGACUGCUAUAAGCAAAACAGAUCAUGGUUUCAUGCAGCAAAAAAUUUGGAGCAAGUCAUAUUAGUUUUGAAGGAAAUGAACCAACUGUCAGAGGUACCUAAACUGGCACAUAGUGCUUGCUCGCUUUAUCAACAACAUGGCUCUCCCGAAUCUGGAGCAACAGUUUUAGACAAAGCAGCAAAAAUGUUAGAAUCUACUCAACCAGAGCAGGCUUUAGAGCUAUAUAGACGAGCUUGUGAUGUUGUUUUGGGAGAGGAUAGCCCCAGGCAAGCUGCAGAAUACAUCAGUAAAGUGGCCAGAAUUUCAGUACGAUUAGGAAUGUAUGAUCAAGCUGCUGAUGCAGUACGUAGAGAAAUUGGUAUGCACCAACAAAUUGAUCAUCAGCCAUCUGUAGGAAGAUUAGCUGUUGCACUAGUUUUAGUACAGUUGGCAAGAGGUGAUCAAGUUGCAGCUGAGAAAGCAUUCAAAGAGUGGGGUGGUUAUUGCGAUCCACCAGAAGUACAAACAUUAGAAAUGUUACUUCAAGCCUAUGACAAUGAAGAUGCAGACAGUGCUAGGUCAGCUCUUAAUAGUCCAUUUAUUAAACACAUGGAUGUGGAAUAUGCAAAACUUGCCAGAGGACUUCCUUUACCACAGCAAGAAUAUGCUGUGCCACCUGUGGGAGUAAGGGCAAAUGCAGCCCCUUCCUAUAUCUCGCCAAAUGCUACAAAAGUUGAAGCUGAAGUUAAUCAAGAGGAACUUUCUUCAUCUGCUAUAACAAUGGAACAUAAUGAUGAUCUACCCACGCUAGCAUCCCUUAGAUCCCAGUUGGGAGACACUAAAUUAGAAUCUGACACUAGUCCGCCACCUGCUCCAGUGGAAACAUCACAGGAAGAAGAUGAAGAUUACGAGGGUGGUUUAUGUUGAUAUCACACAAUUUUUAAAGAUUCCAUUGUAUGUAGCUAUUCCCUUAUAGCUAUAUAUAAAGCCAGCGUACUGUUUAUUGUCUUUAUAGAUUAUGUGCUGUGUUAAUUCAUAAAGAAAAAAGAAAAUUAUUACAAAAAUUACUUAAGCAUUCACCACUUGUUUCAAACAGAAUCCCAUCUUGCACAGAGUGUAUUUUAAUAUCAGAACUAUACAGCUCAAUCACAUUAAUUGUGAGAUUUUUUAAGCAUUUAGCUUCAAAUAGCCCUGCAUGAUGGCAAUCAGUCAUUGAGGAUAGAAACUUCAAUCAUUGAUUAAUUCACUUUUACUGAUAUGCAAUUAUAAACUGAUGUUAAGAACACUAACAAUAAGAAUGUUAUCAAUGUUAAGAUGUAUAUGCCUAAAUGAAAUGCAUUUAUUCUUAAACAUAUCAAUAAUUAUUUAAUUUUUUUCCUAAAAGCCUUAGUUAUUCCAAUUAUGUUAACUAAAACAGACAUUCAUUCAGAAGGUUUCCUAUUAUUUAUUACAGAUUGCAGAUUAAUAAGUAAAUGGAAAUAAAAAUAAUGAUAAAGAGGUUAUGAGAAAAUAAAAUACAGUGAUGCAAACACUUACAGCUUACAGAAGGAAUAUUAAUUUUUAUGAUGAUAAUAAAUUUACACAAGAUCGAAUGGUAUGUCAGAGAUAUGAUAAUUAUCGAU
This is a messenger RNA of Phymastichus coffea, 2220 nucleotides long. RefSeq names its product gamma-soluble NSF attachment protein-like. Gene Ontology annotation, biological process: intracellular protein transport. The record is from RefSeq and is a predicted model, not a curated record. Gene Ontology annotation, cellular component: SNARE complex; vacuolar membrane. The coding region runs from base 440 to 1525 and encodes 361 amino acids. NCBI's taxonomy places the organism in Eukaryota, Metazoa, Arthropoda, Insecta, Hymenoptera, Eulophidae. Gene Ontology annotation, molecular function: soluble NSF attachment protein activity; syntaxin binding. The transcript has 8 exons.